GACAAGAUCAAGAAGAUUAAAAAAAAAAUCUUGGAUGUUUCUUCGGGUUUCUGGGACUGUUUCAAGUGCUGCUGUCAAGAAGCAGCAGACAGUGAGCAUCACGUGUCCGCGGACAAUGACGCCAUCGAGGCAAGGCUAAAGGAGGAUGAGCCACUUAAACCAGGGAACGGGCCCAGCUCAACUCGCUGACUUGAGCUGCAGACACCGAGGCGGAGCGCAGCGACGUGAGCGGACGAGACCGUGCCCAUGGCGAGCAAUAACACAGCCAGCAUCGCACAAGCCAGGAAGCUGGUGGAGCAGCUGAAGAUGGAGGCCAACAUCGACAGGAUAAAGGUGUCGAAAGCAGCAGCAGACCUGAUGUCCUACUGCGAAGCGCACGCCAAAGAAGACCCGCUGCUCUCGCCAGUUCCCGCCUCAGAGAACCCCUUCCGGGAGAAAAAGUUCUUCUGCGCCAUCUUGUAAAAAAAAAACAACAACAAAUAAGUAAUGGUGACAUCACCGACGCCAUGCAGGAAGUUUUGAACGCGGACGUUGGGGUCGGGGUAAGAUGUUGAAAUCUUAAGGAAUCUCUGUGGAGCGGUGGGGGUGAAUCUACAGUGAAGCAUCAGAGGCGUUUGUGGUGGCUUUUUUUUCCGGGGGUGAGCCAUGUCGAGAGUCGGAGCUUUGAUGAUGAUGAUUCUAACGGAGUGAUGAUGGACGACUCUUCAGGCUGUGACAUGUGCAAAACUAGUUAACUUUUUGUGUUUUUUGUUUAGAGGCGAGCGCGUGUGUUUGUGUGUGAGUGAGUGAGUGUGACUGACUGUCGCACAGUAGGACUGCAAACUAAACGUUCUCUCCCUCCACUAGAUGCCACCUGAUGGUUGAAACUAUGAUUUCAGUGGUUGCUCUUACCCGGAUAUAUCUUUCUAUAACUCUAUGUGGUUUAUUUUUUAAUUUCUAUUUUUUAACAUCCAUAAAGUUAGUGACAGCUUUUCAGUGGGAUGUUUUGGAACACUCGGUGGUGUGAUUUUCUUCUCGACAUACAGUGCAGAGUAAGUUUAUGGGAAACAAACAAACAAAAAAAAUUCCGUCUACGGGACGAUCUGUUUAACGACAAUGUGAUUAAGUCUGUCUCCUUUCCCGUCACGCAAACCUUCUUUCUACUCUUUGUACAAAAACAAAACGAUACGCGAGUAAAACUGUGAUGUGCCGUAAA
This is a messenger RNA of Hippocampus zosterae (dwarf seahorse), 1195 nucleotides long. RefSeq names its product guanine nucleotide binding protein (G protein), gamma 2 (gene gng2). Lineage: Eukaryota; Metazoa; Chordata; Actinopteri; Syngnathiformes; Syngnathidae. Gene Ontology annotation, cellular component: heterotrimeric G-protein complex. The record is from RefSeq and is a predicted model, not a curated record. The transcript is spliced from 5 exons. Gene Ontology annotation, biological process: G protein-coupled receptor signaling pathway. The coding region runs from base 247 to 462 and encodes 71 amino acids. Gene Ontology annotation, molecular function: G-protein beta-subunit binding.